Molecule: messenger RNA, 3171 nt
Organism: Botrytis sinoallii
Lineage: Eukaryota; Fungi; Ascomycota; Leotiomycetes; Helotiales; Sclerotiniaceae
Exons: 3
Coding region: 1-3171 (1056 amino acids)
Molecular function (GO): hydrolase activity
Source: RefSeq, a predicted model, not a curated record
AUGGGACUUAGUACACUUUCGGUCGGGACGGCAGUUGCUCCUGUUGUAUUUCAAACAUUUGUUGCUCACUAUCUCGGAGAUCGCUCCCGCAAAAAGCAAAAACCUACUGCACAUAUCUCCUACGAUGAAGGUCUUCACUUGAUUCGCAAAUUCCUGCUUUAUGCAUCUCAACAUACAGUCGAAGAUAUUCAAGCCUUCACCUCGCAAUGGGUACCUCACCCUCCGUACGUUAGCGUGAGGGAAACAACCAUUGCAGAGAAGCAUAUACAUGAAGCAGAAAAGUAUUUGUCGAUUCAAUUGGAGAAACAGGGAGGGAUUGGGAUCAUUGGGGGGCAUCAAUGGUGGAAAUGGAGGCGACCAGGGAAUGAACUCAAGUCGGAAACGAUCGAGAUGAAGGCAGAUCUUGAAGAAAGGAAUCAGAAGGGAGAAGAUCCCAAGAGGGUCAUGCUGUAUGUCCAUGGAGGCGCUUACUUUUUCGGAAGUACGGAUGAACAUAGAUAUCAGAUGCAAAGACAUGCCAGGAAGUUGAAGGCCGUGGUCGUAGCACCUAGAUAUCGUUUGGCACCUCAAUUCCCAUUUCCAUGUGGUCUUAACGAUUGCUUAGCAGUGUAUCUCAGUCUUCUUGAUGAUUUGCAACCAUCCAGUAUUAUCUUUGCAGGGGAUUCAGCAGGUGGUGGUAUGGUGUUGAGUAUGCUUGUCAUUCUGCGUGAUAAUGGUCUACCUUUACCUGCGGGUGCUAUUCUUAUUUCACCAUGGGUUGAUUUGACUCAUUCUUUUCCGAGCGUUGCUGCAGAUAAUCCUUUGGAUUAUAUCCCACCGCAUGGAUUUCACCACCGACCAUCUCCGGCCUGGCCACCUCCAAACGCAGAUGAUUUGGCGGAUAUAAAAAGAGGCGUUUCUAACAAUACUUCAAGGAGGGAAUGCAAGGCUACAUCUAAACAAUCGGAAAGGGAUGCAGUUCGGGGAUUCACGUCUGAUGCUAUCCCAUCACCAGAGACGCAUAAUAAUGCUGCUGCUGCCACUGAACCUUCAUCCAACAAAGAUGAAGGGCCAUUGGCAAGUUCAAUUCCUAAACCUGGAUAUGAUCUUUCAGUCAUGAUUGAUGGAAAGCUAGUUGUGAUAAAAGACCAAAUUCAAAUGUAUACCACAAACCAGCUGUUAUCUCAUCCUCUGGUUUCUCCGGUCCUCCAAACUUCACUUGGUGGUCUUCCACCCCUACUCGUUCUCACGGGCGGUGGCGAGAUGUUACGGGAUGAACAAAUUUAUAUUGCACACAAAGCUGCCAAUCCAGUUCGAUAUACACCCGGGGAUGCGUUUUGUGAUCCACAGUCUCGUCUACAGGCAUGGGACAAGUGGGCACCAACGGAUGUACAAUUACAAGUUUGGGAUGAUUUAUGCCACGUUCCACCAACGUUAAGUUUUACUCGACCCGCUAAACAUAUGUAUCGAUCAAUAGCACAGUUUGGAGCUUGGGCUCUAGCCAAAGCUCAGCAAACGGGGAUUGAGAUCCUAGAUGAUGAUGACAUUUCGGUUAUCUCAAAGUCUUCAGACUCUGGCGAGGAUGCUCAAAAGGAAACACCUGAAUCUACAGAGGGAAUAGCCGGAUCUAUAGGAACAAUAGGCAGGGCAGGCGAUCCCCUCCCUCCCUUCAUAGAUCAUAUGAUCCGUCAACGUGUCGACCGUCAUGGCAACAUAUUUCCCCUUGACCCAGCCGAUAAACUUCCCGCUUGUAAUAUCUCACCCAAUGAUGUCGGUGUCGUCAAACCUGGGCCAGUCAAGAAAUGGAUGGCUGUAAAAACAAAAUUCGAUACGAAAUACUCUAAGGAUAAGCGAAAGAUACAAAAGAAUAGGGCAAAGGAAAUUGCAAGAGGAUAUGAACAAUUUCUAGACCUACAACAAGUACCAGAAAUGCCACCCCCUAGUGCAUUAGCCGGGCGUAGAAUGGUUGGUGUUGAAAUCGACAGGGAAAGUGGGGGCAAGCAAAAGAAGAGUUGGGGGCUGUCGAAAUGGAGUACAUGGGGUAGUAAACAUGAUGAACUUACCAUAGAUCGCGGAAUCGAAGCAGAAAGAGCAGGCAAAAAUGUCGAGACUACGACUGCGAGUGCAGAACACGGGGCUGGGGCCAGGGACAUACACAGUAGAGAGACGAAUGAUGCUAUUGCUCAUGAGACCGGUAUUGUUCACACCGAGCCAAGAUUAGGAGCUCCUGUGGUAAAUCAGCCCGUCAAAACGCCGACAAAGACUAGAGCGGGGUUCACUGAGAUGAAGGCGAAUAGGAGCGGAAUCGCUGAUAUAGCGGAUGAGAACGCUGAUGUGAAAAGAAAAUCGGGCGGGGAAAUUAAUGGGGAAUUUUUGACCACUUAUUCUGAUAUGCAACAAUCAAUGAGGACUGUGGACGAUCCUCUUUUUUCUACGAAGGAAAUCGCUAGUCCCCAGGUUGAAGAACCUACUCCUCACUCAACCUUGGCGUCAAGAGCUCCUGCUGAAGAAGCGAAUGAAGUGGGAGGUGAACCAGAUGUACCAGGAAUAACAAUAAACCAACCGAUUAUUGGAGUCGAAAAUGAAGAGGGGGUAGUGAGGUAUACUAGUAAUGGGGAGGAAAUGAGGAGACCUACGGCACAAGGUAUAGCUUUCCCAUUUUCCAUGCGCAUGGGUGGGGAGGGGGUAGAUGGGAUUAUGAAAGAUGGUGUUCGGGAGAGAAAUGCGCGUAAUGGUAAAAUGGGGAGAGAUGCUAAUGCCAGCACAGAAUCACUGGUUGGCAGUGUCAGGAGCGUGGUUCCAGAAGGAUAUGAGCGGAAGUACGAUGACGAAGUAGAGGAUUAUGUAACAGUGAAGAUUGCAGAGGAUGGAGUAAAGGGGAAGGAGAACGAGCAUUUAAGUGCGGGGGGGAAUGUUGCUGGGCCUGAUAGUUCACCUGUGUAUAGUUCAGCGGAUGGGAUAAGCGAAAUUGAAGGACAAGGGGGGCUGGACAUGCUAGAUACGCUUCAGAGGGGUGGCAAGGGCAAAGAAAUUACAGAGAAGCCGAGGACAGCGAUGAACUUGGAUGGGCAGGAUGAUGUUAAUCAUGUGAGUCCAAGUCUUUCGGCUGUAGGGGCUCGUUCGCGUCCGGGACCGGAGAGAUUUUACUCGGCACAGGAAAUUCAGGAGGCUGAGAAUGCCAAGGGAACUUAG